UCUUUAAUGUCCAACCAGAAAUACAACUGGUAACGUCAAAAAACAUUGGCGUACAACUCCAACUUGAAUAAAGUCCAAAACUGGAAACAUAAAUCCAGUCUGUGGAAAAACCCCAAUGAAAAAUAGCAACCUCAACAUACAAACAGAGAAACAAGCCCGCACAAACAUAAACGGGCUAAACGAACUUAAAUAACACCACCCUAACAACCAAACAAUAAACAGGUGAAAUCAAUUAGACAAAACCAAACGAAAAGGAAAAAGGGAUCGGUGGCAGCUAGUAGACCGGCGACGACGACCGCCGAGCGCCACUCGAACAGGAAGGGAGGCCACCUUCAGUGAUACUCGUUACAGAUAUAGUCCACAUAAUCUAGGACAGUGAUAGUAAACUAUACAGCAGGAUGACUGUAUCAUAUUGUUUUAAAAAGUGUUGAACAGGUUCAUUGACCUCAAUGACAAUCAGCAAACACAUGGACUCUUUUGUUUCCAGAAACAAGUAUGUUUGAUCCUAUUUUGUUCUAUUUGCUACUGCUCUUAAAUUUCCUGUAGGUUCUUUGUUUUCAAAUGACCAAUGGUAUUAUAUAGGCCUGUUAUAUAAUUGGGUAAAUACGUUGAAUAUUGUAUUUGUAGAAGCAAAUACCUCAUGCUGUCAACAGCUAGGAAUGUUCUUGAUUUAUCUCACAGAAUGCCAUUAUCACUAGGUCAUUAUCAGCAGUUUGUUUGUCUAUUUGUCAUUGUGGAUGUUGUUGCUGUUGAUGUUGUUGAACCUUCCCGCUGUCCACGUCUCUCAUACAUUUACCAUGACAGAGAAUGUGUGUGUAUGUGUGUGUUUAUGUGUGCGUAUGUGUAUGUGUAACAGAGAAUAUCCAGUCAUUCCACUCCAUCUUGCCUGACCACAGUGACCAGUGGAAAACUCCACUGUGUCUGUCCCUACCUCCAUUAGAACAUUAGUGAUCCCAAUGCCUUUCUCAGCUCUUAUCUCCUACCCUGGGAUAGCCUGGCAACAAGGCAUCCCUCAACUCCUCCCUCUCCCUCCAAGCCAGCCUAGAAUGUUUCUGGGGGUUAACAUUUAACAUUUACACCGGAGCACCAUAGCUGACUGCAGCAUCAGAAAUAGUAGACAGCAACUUCCCAAGUUACUUGGCACUUUGAAGUGGAUUUAAUUGUAUUAUGGGACCUCGGACAGCUGUCACUCCAUCCAAGGAAAGAAAGAUGGUGUCUGGGGCGCAUGAUAACAGUCUUAGUAGUGGCAACAUUGGGUAUUAUAACAGAGGCCCCACGCUUACCCCUACCUCACCUGUGCUGUCAAACCCCAAAUCAGUGCUGAAGAGACAAGUGAGUCCAGAGGAGCUGCAGAGACCAGGAAGCCCAUACAUAAAGAGGACGUUUACAAUUGUGGGUGAUGCGGUGGGCUGGGGAUUUGUGGUCAGGGGGAGUAGGCCAUGUCACAUCCAGGCAGUGGACCCCAGUGGGCCUGCAGCAGUAGUAGGAGUGAAGGUGCGCCAGUUUGUGGUCUCUGUUAAUGGUCUGAACGUCCUGUCUCUGGACUACAAGAUGGUCAGAAACCUCAUCCUCACUGGAAAACGAACCGUGGUCAUGGAGAUUAUGGAGGAGUCUGAUUGUUGAGGAUGAGGUUGUAUUGUAUUCGGUUACAGUCAGCUUAAGGUCUCAGUCACCCAUUGGCUCUUGGAGGCGGAAAGCUUAGAGUAAGAAUGUGGACUGUAUUGGCCCAAAUAAAUCCAUAGAAACCUUAUGACCUUGAUAUGGAGCGAAAUGGACUUAGCUACAUCAUCGACCUGAGACGAGGGUCACAGAAACAGCGACCCCACAGCGACCCCCAAUGAGCCCCACUGUGAAGACGUGUGUUUACAUCAUCAGUCCGAGACUGACCAGUGUUCCGUGGUUAACAUGGUUCCAGCUUGUGCUUUUGUUCUCUUGAGGCGGUUUAGACUUUUGACCUGUGCGCCUACUCAUUGCCAUCCCCCUGCUGUUUGCUUUUCCAUCCACUCCCUCCUAUGCUCCAAUGGAGGGUUCCUUCCUAGAAAGACAAGUAUUUAGGGUGUUGUUGAUAAGUGAGGUGGCACAUAUUGUAAACAACUCCAUGCUUUCUGACAUGGCAGAGGUGUUUUUAAAUAUAAGUUGUUUUGUUGAAUUAUCUUGGCAUUUUGCUUUGAAUAUGUUUGGCAUUGAAUUCUUAAGUUUGGUAGCAGGAGCAAUUUAACCAUUGUAUUUAUAUUGGCCUGAAAAUAGCACAAUACUGUCAAACUGCAGACCACAUAGUGUCGAGCAGCAUAAAAAGGCCUGGAUGUCAUCUUGGUUUCUCAAAUCAAAUAAAACAAAUCUGAUUCCAUUGCAAUGUUUUUGGAAACCCACAAUACUGACAAAAGUUCAAAUAAUCAAUCAGUAGUAGCCUAUCAAUAUGUUAAUCAUUUUUUAUUUUUGAAAUAACAAAUGAAUGUAUUAUGUCAAAGUGAAAUAGAUAGAUUAUAGCAGUGAUAUUGUGGAUUUUGUAGAAUACUUCAAGUGUAAUGCAUGAUCACAUGGUCCAACAUAAGGUAUGAAGGACCAAAAGCACUAAGGAUGUGUACUAGUAUAUAGCCAUAUACUGUAGCCUGACCCUAUACAUUUGCUAUGAUCAACUGAUCUUUAGAAGGUAUUAGUGCAGCCAGGCCAGCAAGGAGUAUCUACAUUUGUGUUAGUGUUUGAUCAGUGUGUAAAUAUUUCAAUUAGCCAAUGAAUUAAUAAAAUAAAGUAAUUCAAUUCAAAA
Molecule: messenger RNA, 2764 nt
Organism: Salvelinus fontinalis (brook trout)
Lineage: Eukaryota; Metazoa; Chordata; Actinopteri; Salmoniformes; Salmonidae
Product: DEP domain-containing mTOR-interacting protein-like
Exons: 5
Coding region: 1168-1623 (151 amino acids)
Molecular function (GO): protein binding
Source: RefSeq, a predicted model, not a curated record